Molecule: messenger RNA, 552 nt
Organism: Fusarium musae
Lineage: Eukaryota; Fungi; Ascomycota; Sordariomycetes; Hypocreales; Nectriaceae
Exons: 2
Coding region: 1-552 (183 amino acids)
Source: RefSeq, a predicted model, not a curated record
AUGCCGAAAGGCUCCGGCCGAAGCCAACAAGUCCCGGGUCCGGAACAGCCCGUAUCGGGGGCCAUGGACCUUGACCCAAAGCGACAAAAGAACUGGAUAAAUCAGUUCCAGACCAAGUGGUUGUUUGAUUGGCUAACUUGGCGAACACUCAAUGUCCGAUAUUUCUUGAUCACCGAUCCGAAACUCGAUAUCCGAACUACCAAUUCUCUUACACCAACAUCUCAAUCACUGCCCGUCAUGGCCUCUGAGCUUAAAGAAUACCUCGUCAUCAUCCCUGAUCUUCCCGACGUCCUAGCCAAACGACAAGUCCUACUCAAGCCUCACAACCAAGACGCAGCUCCCCUAGUCAAAGCCGGCCGUGUCCCCUUCUUCGGCAGCACCCUUGCUCACCACAGCGCCGAAGGCCAACAAGUCGCCGAGAAUGGAACAGUCAUGAUCAUCAAAGCUGAGAGCGAGGAGGAGAUCAAGGAGAUCAUCCGAAAAGAUAUUUUUACGAUUGAGGGGGUUUGGGAUUUUGGAAAGUUGUCUAUCUGGCCUUUCAAGAGUAAAUGA